Molecule: messenger RNA, 1101 nt
Organism: Centruroides sculpturatus (bark scorpion)
Lineage: Eukaryota; Metazoa; Arthropoda; Arachnida; Scorpiones; Buthidae
Exons: 3
Coding region: 1-1101 (366 amino acids)
Biological process (GO): DNA replication, removal of RNA primer
Molecular function (GO): RNA-DNA hybrid ribonuclease activity; nucleic acid binding
Source: RefSeq, a predicted model, not a curated record
AUGAUUCAAGCCACAGAACAUAGUAGAGAUUGGACUAUCAACAGUGGAGGCGAAGGAAAAACUCAUUGGGCACUCCAUCAAGAGUCUUCCUUCGAAGUAUUUGGAUUAAAUUGGCUGUCAGCAAACUGUUGGGGCCUUAACUACAAUAACAGUAAAUUAAUCUACAAAGCAGCGAUCGAGUCUGCCAUACUCUAUGCUGUCCCGGUCUGGCAAGAGGUGCUUAAUAAACAACAUACUUGCCACAAGCUUGCCUCUACCCAGAAAAAAUUCACAAUCAGGAUAUGCAAAGCCUACAGAAUGGCUCCUUCAAAUGCACUUCUGGUCAUGGCGGAUGUUCCCCCUAUUCACAUCCAGUUGGUCCACAACAUUCAUAAAUAUGGCGUGGACAGGACUCUAAAGAGGGACAAGCACAGCCAACAUCCGUCCGACGAUCUAGGCUACACCAUCAACUGGGACUUCGACAACGUUCAAAAUCUUAAGGCUAAUUGGACCAUCUACACUGAUGGUUCCAGCAAUGACACAGGCAAUGGUUCUGGCUUUGUCAUUAUCAACUCUAAAGGGAGGACUUGCUACCAGGCUUACCAUAAGCUGGCUCCCCACUGCUCCAUCUCCCAAGCAGAGAUGUGGGCCAUCCUGAAAGCCAUCAUUCACAUCACGAAUAACAUUAGUCAAUUCAAAGGGGAAAUCCUUAUUUUAACAGACAGCAGAAUGGUGCUCCAUACCCUCCACGAGAACAACCGCCUUACAAGGUUUGCUGCCAGAAUGUUAUCAGCAGCAGAAGACCUUCGAUCAAGUCACACUCUACAAUUUAGUUGGAUCCCUUCGCACAGUGGCAUCAAAGGAAAUGAAACAGCGGACAAGUUGGCUAAAAUCGGCAGCAGAUCUUUGUGUCAUCACUCAUUCGACAGAAUUCCUCAAUCCACAUUGAAGAAUCACCUUUGGGACUUUGCCGAGGCCCUUUGGCAGCAGGAGUGGUCUUCUGCUAACACAGGAAGAAACUGUUUUAAAUUUAUCCUGAAUAUCCUCACUACACUCCAAGAAGAACGCCAAGCAUUACACUCCAGAAGCGGACACAUCUCAAAUCCUCACCAGUCAUGGUAA